This is a messenger RNA of Corapipo altera (White-ruffed manakin), 835 nucleotides long. RefSeq names its product cAMP-specific 3',5'-cyclic phosphodiesterase 4D-like. The record is from RefSeq and is a predicted model, not a curated record. NCBI's taxonomy places the organism in Eukaryota, Metazoa, Chordata, Aves, Passeriformes, Pipridae. The transcript is spliced from 5 exons. The coding region runs from base 413 to 781 and encodes 122 amino acids.
AGCUGUUUGAGAAAAAGAAUACUGUGACUGAAAGAACUGUUUUGUUUAGGGCUUUUUUUCUCUACUCAGUCAAAUAUCAUCCAGAUCUAGCUGAGAUAUCCAAAGUAUUUAAUUGCCAGAUUUUUUUUCUUAGAACAAAGAAAAAGGCCAUGUGCUAAAAUAACUGCACGUAUAAACUCAGCUGAGUUCACACUGCUACUGCCAGAGUGACAGCUGGUGCUUCACUGAGAACAUCUGAGACUGCCACAGGGGGCGAGAGGGAAGACUGGGGCAAGAGUCCAGCCCCACAAAGAUCUGCUGCUACCAUUGUGGGGCUUCCAGAAAAGUAUCUCAACUGAUAUUUGGCUGAACCAGGGAUAAAAAUUCUCCUUUGAAACUUGUGAAACACUCCUGAUUUUGUCAUAGAGUCAACAUGAGCAAGAAUACCUGUAAUCCACGUGGGAAGAGCAGAAGUGUUUCAGAAGAAGCUCUGCAACACAACACUGAGGACGAGGACUCUUCCCAAGGAAUGGAGCCCUAUCUUGUGCGGAGAUUAUUGUCCCGCAACAUCCAGCUUCCCCCACUAGCUUUCAGGCAGUUAGAACAGGCAUACUGGGAUAAAAACAAUGAUACUGAGACUCUCCCAAGACCCAUGACUCUUCCACUGAGGAUACCUCCUCUGAUUGCUGUUACAGCUGCUGAGUCCAGCAGUAUGAAGUUGUGGCUUACAGUGGUGAAGGCAGUGCAGCAUUUUGGUAACCUGAUAAUAUAUAAAGAAAAGAUAUCUUUAUUUUUGGAAUAAGGGAGACCAGUUCUUGAAAGAUGCUCAUAGAAACACUGACGACAACCAUAAAAG